AUGUUCGCACAUGUUACUGCUCAGCUUCCUACCCACUUCGCAACUGACCUUAAAUAUUUGCUCGAUUCGAUUUCGGCUGACGCACCUUACGAUAAGCGGAAACCUACCGUUUUGAAGCGCUCCACGGCUUCCGACGAAGCUAGACUUCAACAGUUACUUUCCGUUGUUGAGCUAGGCGAUCGCACGCCGUCACAACUCAGGCACAUGCGUACGUUGGUCGGUUCCUUUGAGAUCGAUGACAAUUCUGCGACAGCUCUGAGCGAAAUGUCUUUCAGCGAACACCAGUUCUCGCUGUGUUCGCAGAAAAACAACCUACUUCCAACUGGGCUGACAUUGGAGGCGGCGAACAAUACCAAGAUCCAUACAUACGGCCAGAAAAUGCUGACUUUCAACCUUGGUCUCCGUCGAAAUUUUCCCUCUGUUUUUCUCAUCGCUGACAUUCAAUGCCCCAUCCUUGAUAUUGAUUUCCUCACCAAGUUUGGCCUGAUCGUGGACCUGCGUAACCGUAAACUAUGCGAUAGUUUGACAUCCUUGUCCGUUUCGGGUAAACUCACUUCGAUCAGUUCGAUUGGUCUUCGCUUGGCGUUGCCCGCCGACAAUGUGUUCACCGAACUAUUGCUGCAGUUUCCUGCUCUUUAUCAAUCGUCUAAUGACUUUCCUGAGCCUAAGCACGAAGUUACGCACCACAUCUUAACACAUGGACCUCCAGUAACCGCCCGACAUCGAGGAUUACCUCAGACAAGCUCGCUACUGCCAAGGCAGAGUUCGAACAUAUGCUUCGUCUCGGUAUCGUUCGUUUUUCCAGUAGCCCAUGGUCCUCCCCGCUUCAUAUGGUUCCCAAAAAGUCCAAUGGCGACUGGAGACCUUGCGGAAAUUACCGGGCGCUAA
This is a messenger RNA of Dicrocoelium dendriticum, 888 nucleotides long. The record is from the annotation of a GenBank genome assembly. NCBI's taxonomy places the organism in Eukaryota, Metazoa, Platyhelminthes, Trematoda, Plagiorchiida, Dicrocoeliidae.